CUUCAACUCUCUGCAACACCACCCCAGUUCAUGGCAGAACCGGCUGAAAAAUCUAGCUCGAGUCAGCAGGGCAAAUCAAAUGAUUCUAAUAACCAUGAACAUACGAAUUUAUCCGAUAGGACAACUCAAUCCCUGCUGAACUCGUAUAUCUAUGAUUAUCUCGUAAAGAAAAACUAUUGGGAAGCAGCACAAGCGUUUGGACAGGAAGCGCAAGUUCAAACGCUUGUGAGACCUUUUAGUAAAAAUUCGGCGACUUCUGGUAAGCAAACAGCUUCUUCCCCGGCAAACGUUAAGCGAGAGAGCCCAAAUUUGAACGAGCCACAAAACUCUGAAUCUACUAAACAAGUUCCUAGUCAUACAGAUAUAGGAAGAGAUCCUCCUCCACCUCCAGUUUUGCCAAUUGACUCCGCAGGUGGUUUUUUGAUUGAAUGGUGGAACGUUUUUUGGGACAUUUACAGUGCUCGCAGAGGAAAUGGUUCAGAGCCUGCCAUGGCUUACAUGUCUCAUAUUAACAAUUUGAGGAAGAAGUCUUACAUGAAUAUGCAAUUGUUACAAAAGAAUUUAAUGCAAUCGGGACCCCCGAGCAACAUGUAUCAGGUUCCCACGGCUCCCCAGAUGUACAAUGGAGAUCCUGUUCACCAUUUUGAUUCAUCCAGGACGCCCCAUGGAAACGGAAUGCUUAUGGAUAGAAAUCGUCAGCAGCUGAUGCGUCAGGCUGUAAUGAAUAAUCAAGGUAGAGAAACUUUCCCUCCUACUGCUGCCCAGCUUCAACAGCUAAAGCAGCUACAUUAUCGCCAAUUACAAUCACAAAAGCAGCAACCUGAGAAUCCAAACACAACCCAUAUUCCUCCUGUUUUUCCUACUCCAGCAUCUAAUCCGCAAUCGAAAACGCCGCCAGUUAUGGGACCUGUUCCUCAAGAUUCUUUCCCAUCUAAACAAAAAACGCCUGCUCCUGAAUUUAGAAAUUAUCAAACGCAUGGAAUAAGUGACGCUAAUCCUAAUGCGGCAGCUGCAGUCGGUGCUUCCAUACCUGGUCAGAGAUUAAGCCAGCCGCUGACGCCUAAUUCUAUUCCUCACCCCCCAGCUGCAUUUGAUUCUACUUUAGCAAAUCCAGGAAACUUUAUGGUUCCUGGAAAUUCUGCACAACCGCUGCUCCAUGAAGUGAAUUUUCAAAACAAUGGAACAUACCAUCAAAGACAAUUUAUGCCGUCUUAUUCAAAUCCUCCUUUGCCACAGAAUGCUCCUGAUAAAUCCCAGGUACUUCCACAACGUCCUAGAGUACCGGUAUCCCAACCAAAUCAGUAUGGAUUCCAACCACCACCUCCUUAUGGACAGCCAAUGCUCUACGGAAUGAAUGCUCCUUCAGCACCUAAUAAUGUAAAUCCAGCAUUAAAAAACUAUAUGGAAGAACUGAAGUUGCUUGAACAACAGAAUAAAAAACGUUUACUUAUGGUUCGUCAAGAGAAAGAGCACCGCAUGUAUCAAUCUACAUCACCAGAAAACAGAAGCUUUCCUGCCCAUCCAGAUAUAAAUUCCGGAGCUGCCUUCAAUGUUAUACCAAAAACAAAUGAAAAACAACUUGAAAAUACGGCUUCUGAAAACGUUAUGACUAGCUCUGAUGCGGCAUCGAUGGGAGCAAUAAAUCGUCCUAUUGCGUCAGAACAACGAGCGUCCCCAUAUUGUUCUGAAAAAAAUAUGUCUAUAAAUUAUACGGGGCUUGUCGCAAGUCCUGCAGAUUCCGCAAUGCAUUCUCCAGAUAUUAAUAGCGCAUUGAGUCGCUCUGGUAGACCAACUCCGUACCGGGAAUCGCCAACAGGAAUAAAAACGAAAAGACGGCGUCAGUCUAAUACGCCUACCACAGAUUCUCCUAUUGUAAAUGCGGUUCAAAAGGAUGAUCGAUCAGAAUUACAGUCGGUCCCUGCUGUUCCUUCAGUUGAUCCCUCGAUGAAAAACAUUAAUUUUCAAGAUAACGGUGUGAGUAUGCAAAAUGACCAACAAUUUCAGGGAAAUAUUUCUAGCACGAAGGAAGCCGGACAAAAUAAAUCUUCUAUACCAGGUUCUGGAAAUAAUAUGGAAAACCCUCCAAAUGUUCCUGUAUUGGAUGCUCCUGGAUCUACUGACCUUGAUGCAGCUUUGUUGAAUGAUUUUGAUUUUGAUAAGUUUCUUAAAGAUACAAGCACGACAGAUGACAUUGGAUUCGGGUUAUUCAAUAUGCCGGACAAUGCGGAUCAAACGACCAGUUAGCACUUGUGAUAUAACCUAUUUUUGUUUAUAUUUUUUUCUACUCGUCUAUAUAUACUUUUUUUUUGUUUUCGUCGUUUUAAUGGUUUAUUUUUGUUCAACAUGUCCCUAUAUAUGUUACCAAAAAUGCUGGGUAUGAACGUUCAGUCAAUGAUUUUUAUUUUAUGUUCAUCGUCGUAUGGAAUUUCUUUAUUCUCUCUUCGAUGGAAAACCAUAACAUUAUGUUAUAUAAGGAUGCACCUACCCAUCUUUAAUGUACCUUUUUUUUUGCAAUAAAUUGUUUAGUUGUUUCUUUUCCUUUAAUGUACACUACGCAUUAUUCAGAUCUGUUCUUCGAAUACUAAUAAUGAGCAAGUAAAUUGAGUCCAAAAAGUUUACCUCGAGAUAUUGAAUAAAUAAAAAAGGCGAGCAUUCCUAUUCAUUGUAACGGUGUUUAACCAAAACCCAG
This is a messenger RNA of Schizosaccharomyces cryophilus OY26, 2689 nucleotides long. RefSeq names its product transcription factor. Gene Ontology annotation, molecular function: protein binding. NCBI's taxonomy places the organism in Eukaryota, Fungi, Ascomycota, Schizosaccharomycetes, Schizosaccharomycetales, Schizosaccharomycetaceae. The transcript has 2 exons. Gene Ontology annotation, cellular component: nucleus. The coding region runs from base 31 to 2244 and encodes 737 amino acids. The record is from RefSeq and is a predicted model, not a curated record.